Trichoplusia ni (cabbage looper) is the source of this 1218-nucleotide messenger RNA. RefSeq names its product dnaJ homolog subfamily C member 11-like. Lineage: Eukaryota; Metazoa; Arthropoda; Insecta; Lepidoptera; Noctuidae. Gene Ontology annotation, biological process: cristae formation. The transcript is spliced from 8 exons. The record is from RefSeq and is a predicted model, not a curated record. The coding region runs from base 100 to 1200 and encodes 366 amino acids.
CGCCCUCGUUCUGUCAUUUCAGCGGCAAAAGUAACAUCUAUCACUGGAAGAGCUGAUUGUUGAUUUUUUGACUAUAAAAUUAUAUUUUUACAAUAGAAAAUGGAUGAAGAGGGCGAUAAUCUGUUACUGGAAGAUAAUUACUAUCAGCUGCUAAAUGUUUCAAAGACGGCAACUCCAGAAGAAAUAAACAGCGCGUAUCGCCGGUUUUCGCGUAUGUUUCAUCCCGACAAGCACAGCACAGACCCUAACAAACAAAAAUGGGCCGAGCAAAUUUUCAACAAGGUGAAAGAGGCUUACGAAGUGCUUUCAGACUCGCACAAGAGAGCCAUCUACGAUACUCUUGGAAAACGUGGUUUGGAAGUAGAGGGCUGGGAAGUAAUAUUCCGUACGCGCACUCCCCGAGAAAUUAGAGAGGAAUAUGAGAGGCUGAAACGUGAGAGGGAGGAGCGAAGACUGCAGCAGAGUGCCAAUCCUCGCGGCACCAUCACUCUGUCUAUCAACGCGACAGACAUGUUUAUGAAAUAUUAUGAUGAGUAUGAGAUUUUGGAAGACACGACCAUCAUACCAAAUAUUGAAGUAUCAGGAAUGACCAUACAACAGUCAAUUGAUGCGCCCGUCACACUGAGAAACACAAUGACUCUGUCAGGGAACAUAUCAACACAAAAUGGAAUAGGUACCGGGUCCGUUAAUUUCUGCAACAGAAACCUAAGUUCUGAAAAAGGUUGGACUGAAGUGGAGUUUGGUAUAGGAAAUGGGCCACUUCUCGGUUUCAAGAUGUUCAGGACACUGUCCCGGCUAAUGUUCCUGAACUGUGGAACCGUGUUGCAGUUUACACCUAGAGGAAUUUCACCUAGUCUUAUAUCAACUAUGGCACUGCAGCUAGACGCACAUUCAGUGGGGUACCUAACGUACCGGGCAGGCGGUCAAGGGGGUUCUUCAAUGACCACAAUAUAUGUCCGUGACUCCGAGAAGUAUCACACGAACACAGCGAUGCAGAUCGGCAACCCACACUCCUUUAUAUCAUUCAAUAUCAUGAGGAAAUUGCCGCAGCAUGAUAUGAAACUUCGACUAGCUUUGAAAUUCGGUACGUUCGGCGCUAUAGCCGAGUAUGGUGCGGAGAAGAAGGUGUCACAGAAUAGCAGCGUUUCGGCCGCUGUCAUGCUCGGAGUACCGAGUGGUGUUAUGCUAAAGCUCAAGUAAUUCCUUAAAUAUAUUUCU